AAUUCAGCAGAAUACAGUUACAGCUUUGAUUUUAGUCUUAGAUUUAGAUUCAGAUUAAAGCAAUCUAUAUAUAUAUAUAUAUAAGGAAAAGAUUUUCAAUCAUAAUCACAGUUUAAGUUUUCGAUUGAUGAUAAUGGGGCGUUUUGCGCUGCUUCUCUUCCUAGCAUUCUCGACAGUGCAGUUCCUCUGCUUCGCCGCUGAUGGUGAUGAUGAUGUGGUAUUCUAUGAUUCAUUUGAAGAGCCAUUCGAUGGGCGAUGGACUCUCUCCAGUAAAGAUGAUUAUAAAGGUGUAUGGAAGCAUUCAAAGAGCGAAGGGCACGACGACUACGGGCUUCUCGUGAGUGAGAAGGCACGGAAGUAUGCAAUUGUGAAAGAGCUCGAUAAACCUUUGGGUCUCAAGGAUGGGACCACUGUGCUUCAGUUCGAGACUCGCUUCCAGAACGGACUUGAAUGUGGUGGUGCAUAUCUUAAAUACCUUAGACCUCAGGGGUCAGGAUGGAAGCCUGAGGACUUCGACAAUGAAUCCCCUUACGCUAUCAUGUUUGGACCCGACAAAUGUGGGCUAACAAACAAGGUGCACUUCAUCCUGAAGCAUAAGAAUCCUAAAAGUGGGGAAUUUGCUGAGCAUCAUCUCGGUAACCCGCCGGUCGUUCCAUCGGACAAGCUUACUCAUGUGUACACUGCCAUCUUGAGGCAUAACAACGAGGUUAGAAUUUUGGUUGAUGGACAGGAGAAGGCGAAGGCGAACUUCCUCUCAGCUGACGAUUUUGAUCCUCCACUUAUCCCUUCUAAGACAAUUCCGGACCCAGAUGAUAAGAAACCCAAGGACUGGGAUGAUGAUGCCAAAAUUCCUGAUCCAAACGCUGUGAAGCCAGAUGAUUGGGAUGAGGAUGCACCUAUGGAAAUUGAAGAUAAGGAGGCUGUAAAACCGGAAGGGUGGUUAGACAAUGAGCCUGAGGAGAUAGAUGAUCCCGAGGCAUCCAAGCCUGAUGAUUGGGACGAUGAAGAGGAUGGUGAAUGGGAGGCCCCCAAAAUCGAUAACCCAAAAUGUGCAGCAGCCCCUGGUUGUGGUGAAUGGAAGAGACCGAUGAAGUCGAAUCCAGAUUAUAAGGGAAAAUGGAAUCCUCCUCUAAUUGACAACCCCAAUUACAACGGUAUUUGGAAGGCUCGGGAUAUCCCAAACCCGAAAUACUUUGAGGUCGACAAGCCUGACUUUGAGCCUAUUGCUGCAAUUGGUAUUGAGAUUUGGACCAUGCAAGACGGUAUAUUGUUUGACAAUAUUUUGGUAGCCAAAAACGAGAAGGUUGCUAAGUCAUAUCGGGAUACGCAAUGGAAGCCGAAAUUCGAGAUCGAAAGGAGAAAACUGAAGGCUGAAGAAGCCGAUGGUUCGGACGAGCUUGAAGGUUUCCAGAAGAAGGUAUUCGAUGUCAUAUACAAGGUUGCUGAUAUUCCUUUCUUAAGCGCAUACAAACUUGAAAUCCUCGAUUUAGUUGAGAGGGCUGAGAAACAACCCAACCUCACCAUAGGUCUCCUGGUCUCAAUUGUGGUGCUCAUUGUCACGGUUUUCUUCAUGUUCAUUUCUGGUGGGAAGAAACAACCGAGUGUAGAGAAAAAAACAGAGGUCGCUGAGACGUCAAAGGAUCAAGGAAGCAGCGGAGAGAAGGAAGGUGGAGAGGAAGAGAACAAAGAAACGGCCGGUGCUCCCCGCCGGAGGAGACGUGAAACUUGAAACAUGUCGAAGAAAAAGAAGAGAGCGUUGCUGGUGAUUAUAAGUUUCACUUUUGGGCAAAAUUUUUGCUAUUUUGGUUGGUAUUUGUUGAUUUUUUUUGGUUUCACUUCCGAAUGUGCAGAGGUGUGAAUGAAAGAAGAGAGUGUAGAUGAGACGUUUUGUUGUUACUGCCUAAGCACGGUUUGAGCAUUUGAAGUUUAUUUAUGAAAUGACUGCCAAAGCAUGGCUUUUGUCAA
Hibiscus syriacus is the source of this 1965-nucleotide messenger RNA. Its product is annotated as calnexin homolog. The transcript is spliced from 6 exons. Gene Ontology annotation, cellular component: endoplasmic reticulum; endoplasmic reticulum membrane. Gene Ontology annotation, molecular function: calcium ion binding. NCBI's taxonomy places the organism in Eukaryota, Viridiplantae, Streptophyta, Magnoliopsida, Malvales, Malvaceae. Gene Ontology annotation, biological process: protein folding. The record is from RefSeq and is a predicted model, not a curated record. Bases 128 to 1729 code for a protein of 533 amino acids.